Molecule: messenger RNA, 1807 nt
Organism: Meriones unguiculatus (Mongolian gerbil)
Lineage: Eukaryota; Metazoa; Chordata; Mammalia; Rodentia; Muridae
Gene: Mettl6
Product: methyltransferase 6, tRNA N3-cytidine
Exons: 6
Coding region: 272-1135 (287 amino acids)
Source: RefSeq, a predicted model, not a curated record
GCGGGAGCAGAGCCAUGGAGAGGGGAGUCUUCGGGAAAACCGCUGCGGACAGUCUUGGGAGCUGUCUGGUCUAGUCUCGGGAAGUUUACACCUCGGCUAGAAAAUUCUACCCUUGAUGCCUGGGCUUGACCGACAGUAGCAUCCUGGGCUUGAAAGUCCCCUGGGGAAAAUACACCAGAGAAAUUCCUGUGUCUGCAGUAUUGGUGUCCAUUAUUCAGAUGGUUAAAGAACAGAAUCUUUAGCAGCAUUGAAUGUGUUACCGGCAACUGAAAUGGCUUCAUUCCAAAGGAAAGGACUGCAAGCAAGGAUUCUUAGCUCUGAAGAAGAGGAGAAACUGAAAAGAGACCAAGCUUUGGUGUCUGAUUUUAAACAGCAAAAACUGGAAAAAGAAGCUCAGAAGAACUGGGACCUUUUUUACAAAAGAAACAGUACCAAUUUUUUCAAGGACAGACACUGGACCGCCAGAGAGUUUGAGGAGCUAAGAGCAUGUAGGGAGUAUGAAGGUCAAAAAUUGACUUUAUUAGAAGCUGGAUGUGGGGUCGGGAACUGUUUAUUCCCACUUUUAGAAGAAGAUUUGAAUAUCUUUGCCUAUGCCUGUGAUUUUUCUCCAAGGGCAAUUGACUAUAUUAAGCAAAAUCCUUUGUAUAACACAGAGAGAUGCAAAGUAUUCCAGUGUGACCUCACUAGGGAUGACCUUCUUCACCAUAUUCCACCAGAGUCUGUGGAUGCCGUCACAUUGAUCUUCGUGCUCUCAGCUAUUCACCCCGAGAAGAUGCGCCUUGUCUUACUAAAUGUGUACAAGGUAUUGAAACCAGGCAGAAGUGUCUUGUUCCGUGACUAUGGGCUGCAUGAUCAUGCCAUGCUUAGAUUUAAAGCUGGAAGCAAACUUGGAGAAAAUUUUUAUGUCAGACAAGAUGGAACCAGAGCAUACUUUUUUACUGAUGAAUUCCUGGCGCAGCUCUUUGUGGAUGCAGGUUAUGAAGAAGUGGCGAAUGAGUAUGUGUUUCGAGAGACGGUGAAUAAAAAAGAAGGCCUGCGUGUGCCCCGAGUUUUCCUUCAGAGCAAGUUCCAGAAGCCUCCAAAGGACCCAGCCCCUCCCACUGACUGCUUUGCUGAGAAGAGAAGUUUAAACUAAUUUAUAUUUUUUAUUUUGUGAUUUUAAAAAAUUUUAUGUUAUAUUUUUGUACUAAAAACAAACGAAAACUGGGGAGAUGGCUCAGCAGGUAAAGGUGUUGACUGUUCAAGGUUAACAACCUGAGUUUGAGCCCAGGAAUCCUUGGCUAGAAAAAAAAGGCAGAGGCUGGAGAGGUGCCUCAGUGGUCAAGAGUGCUGACUGCUCUUGCAGAGAACUUGGGUUCAUCUUCCGCACCAGAUGGCAGCUCCCUACCAUCUGUAACUCUAGCUCCAUCCCAGGGCCUCAUCAAAUGCCCUCUUCUGGCCUCUGAAGGUGGCACACAGACAUAUAUGCACGCAAAACACCCAAAUUAAAAAAGAAAAAAAUCCAGAUUUGGCAAUUCAAAUCUGCAAUCCUAGUUCUCCUACCUCAAGAUGAGAAGCAGAUGGAAGACUCACCCGGAAGCUCCAGGUCCAGUUGGCCUGGCAGACACGGGAAACCUGGCCUCAGAAAGGUGGAGAAUGAGAACCCACUCCUGAGGACUGUUCUCUGGCCUCCACGUGUGUACAAUCAGUGAGACACGGGAGAUAGGCGAACAAAUCAAGAACUUGCUGAUAAUGGAUUAUAAGACAAUUCUUUGGUACACAUACGGUCUUACCAUUUAUUAAAGACAAAAUCAGAUUUGCAUACUAA